ACAAAGGGCUCUUGUAACGUUCCCUUUUGCGGUCUCAAAGCCACGUGAGCUUUGAAUAUUUGAAAUUUUUUUUGAAAGUUUUGCAAGUGUGCUUGAUUUGGAUUUAUGUUACGAGGAAUAAAAUGUUAGUGGGACUGGAAUGUUUAUGCUGGUGAUUUUAUCUAUUCUGUGUUAUCCCAUACAGUCAGCUAGUGCUAGUUCUUUGGCUGGCAAUAAUGGGGACAGAGGACAGAGGAGAGAAACCGCAGGAAGAAAUGCGGUUGCGGAGGAGCCCGAGUUCACGGAUGUUAUCCAGAACAUCACCGUUGCUGCAGGGAGGAAUGUCAGGUUUGCCUGCGCAGUUAAGAACUUAGGAACGUACAAGGUUGCUUGGAUGCAUUUUGAGCAAUCAGCAAUCUUGACAGUCCACAAUCACGUAAUAACAAGGAAUCCACGGAUAAGCGUCACUCACGACAAGCACAGAACUUGGUUCCUACAUAUCAACAAUGUCCAAGAGGAAGAUAAAGGCCGUUAUAUGUGUCAAAUCAAUACUGUCACGGCUAAAACGAGAUUUGGAUUCCUGCAUGUCGUUGUGCCUCCAAAUAUAGACGACUCAUUGAGCAGCAGCGAUGCGAUCGUGAGAGAGGGCUCCAACGAAACGUUAACUUGUAAAGCCACCGGAUUUCCUACACCUAGCGUUAAAUGGAAGAGGGACGAUAAUACCAAAAUUACCAUAAAUAAGACCCUUCAAGUUUCUGAAUGGGAGGGAGAAACACUGGAGCUAACGAAAAUUUCAAGAUUGGAUAUGGGAGCUUAUUUGUGCAUUGCUAGUAAUGGCGUACCUCCGACAGUCAGCAAAAGAAUCAAGGUUAGCGUAGAUUUUCCUCCAAUGUUAUGGAUUCCACAUCAACUAGUAGGCGCCCCGUUAAACUACGCCGUGACGCUCGAAUGUUUCACGGAGGCGAAUCCAAGUUCCCUCAACUACUGGACCCGGGAAGACGGCCAAAGCAUGAUUCACGAUUCAAGGAAGUAUCGCACGGAAAAUAGCCUCGGCAAUCCUUCAUAUAAGACCCACAUGAAACUCACCAUUAACAACAUUCAGCAAAGUGACUACGGGACUUACAAAUGCGUCGCCAAGAAUCCCAGAGGGGAGACUGUCGGGACUAUUAGGUUGUACACUUCAUCACCGCCAACAUCUUCAUCAAGGCCCCCGAUUGGGGCCGAUUCGUCGAAGUCAAGGGACAUGUGGAGCAAAGGAAACGGUUCAAGUUAUGGGAAUCCCCUAUCCGUUUCCGAUAAAGGUUCGCAAUAUCAAUCAAAUUUAAAUGAAAUCGACAAAUCAGAACACAAAUCAAGUGCCAACUCGGACACCAAGGGUAAUUUUUACGAAAACUCUUCAGAAAAUAUGGGAGGCAAUAUUAAAUUUUGCCUACCAACCCUUCUAUCAUCUUUAAUCUGGUCAAUCGUGAUUUUGGGAGUGACCCGAUGAAUCAUCAAAAGUUGAAUAAAGUCAAAAAAGUGAGUGUUAUUUCUUAAGAAUGAACUCUUUAAAAUGGAAACAUGAGUGUAAAAUGUACAUUUGGCAGUUAAUGUUUAAAGAAAGACUGAAAAUUUGUUAGCUUCACGUAUCACUGAAAAACAUGGUAGGGUAAAAUAUUGCGAGAUUGCAGGGUGCGAAGAUGGCGUACUUGACGUAUCCCGACGAAAAUUUUGACUUCCUUAAACAUAAUAAAUGUUUUCACAAAAAUUAAAAAAUUGGUCGAUUUUUAUAUCGAAGGGAACAAAUUUUUAUGCCAGAAUAAUUCUUUCACUUUUAACCGUGUGCUAAAAAUUCCAAUCUAUCUAUCUAAUCCUCGGCAUAUUCCUUCCCUAUUAAUUUCAAUUGAUGUCUAUUCUGGGCGAUCUGCAUCCAUUCCUUUCCUGCCGUUCUCUUAAGGUCGUCCGUCCAUCUCAUCUGUGGUCUUCCUCUUUUUCUUUUCUGUUCCUAUGGUCGCCAGUGUAGAAUUCGCUUAUUCCAUCUCUCAUCUUUUGCCGCAGAGUGUGGCCGGCAAAGUUCCAUUUUUAAGUUUCACAACCUAUCUUGAUCCAUCAUUCACCUUUGUUUUUUUGUCUGAUCCAUGAGUUUCUUUUCCUGUCUUUAAGACUGAUACCCAGCAUCAGUCUUUCCAUUGCUCUUUGUGUUUUGGAUAUCCUAUCGAUGUUCUCCUUUGUAAAAGUCCAUGUUUGUGAGCCUUAUGCGAUAACUGGUAAUAUGCACUGGUUGAAUACUUUCGUUCGCAUAUAUUGAGGGUACUUUUUAUUUGUUUAGAAUAUAUUAUGAUAGUUUUCCAAAUGAUGCCCAUGCUAAUCUAGUUCUUCUUUUUAUUAAUUUCUUUUGUUUGAUUGUCCCUGUUCAGCUCUAUUAUCUGUCCUAGGUAUAUGUAUUCUGCCACCUGCUCUAAUUUAUUCUGUUUGACUACUAUUUCUAAUUUGUCUUCUUGGUUUGUCAUAGUCUUGGUUUUACUAUAAUUCAUAUCUAGACCUACCUCUGUCGCUUUUCUAUCUAGUUCCUCAACUAUCCUCUGUAACUCUUCCUUCUUAUCUGUUAUCAGGACUAAAUCGUCUGCAUAUCUCAAGUGGUUCAAGAGCUCUCCAUUUAUUCUUAUUCCAUAUGAUUCACACUCUAAUUUUUUUAAUGUCUUCCAUAGCCUGAUUGAACAAUUUUGGCGAUAUUGUGUCUCCUUGGCUGGCUCCUCUUUCCAAUUUUAUUGGUUCUGUCGUGUGUUCGUCCGUCAAUUUUAUUAUGGUACUCGCGUUUUUGUAUAUGUUUGUUAUUAUGUCCGUAUCUCUCUCUUCAAUCCUGACCCCCCGGAGGGAUUGUAGUGGUCGACGUGAUGUCGUGUAUUGUCCGUCUCCAAAGAUCUCUGUCUCUGAUCAUUUCUUUUAACUCAUGCAUGGGUCUUUUGCAUAUUCCCGUAAUUUGAUCGAUCCGUCUUGUUGGGGAUCUUCAUCGUGAUCUUCGGCCUUCCACCUUUCCUUGUAUAAUGAGUCUUUCCAUGUUUUCUGUGUUUGCUCUCAUAACAUGGCCAAAGUAUUUUAAUUGUUGGAGAUGGACUUUACUGGAGAGUCGUUGGCUAACUUUAAGCUCUCUUAAAAUUGAAUUAUUUGUUCGGUCGGUCCUUGUCCUUGUAUGGUCGGUCCAAGGAAUUCGUAGCAAUUGUUUCCAACAGAACAUUUCAGUGGCGUCUAUCUUUCUUCUCUCCGAAUUUCUCAGGGUCCAAGAUUCACAUCCGUAGGUCAGUAUUGGGAAUAUUAAGCAGUUGAGAUCAACCUCAUCUUUAACGCUCUUGAAAUUUGACAGUCCUUCCAUAUUGUGGUCAUUUUUGCUAGAUCACAUCUACGUUUUAUUUCUUCUUGUAGUGACCCUGUGUUUGUGAUUAAUGAUCCCAGAUAUAAGUAUGAGCUCACAACCUCAAACCGAUCAAUUGUGGUUAUGUGUGGAUGAUUGUUAUGUAGUCUAUUCACUAUCAUGAUCUUUGUCUUUGAUAUGUUUAAUUGCAGACCAAAUAUUUGACUUUCGUUUUCAACCAGUCGUAUAAUAUCAAUCAGCUCUGCUUGACUAUUUGCAAGAAGGGCUGUUGUCAUCUGCAAAACGUAGGUUUUUUAUUUUAUGACCAUUUAUUGAGAUGCCUUUUUCUUAUCCUUCAAGUGCUCUUCUCAUAAUAUGCUCUCCAUAUAUAUUGAAUAACCGUGGAGACAGUAUACAACCCUGUCUGACACCCCCUUCUGGAUGAAAUUCGUUUGAAAGUGUGUCAAGAACUUUAACUGAUCCAGUAGUGUGUUCAUAUAGUUCAGUUAUAAGCGAAAUAAGGUGUUGAGGUACGCCUACUUCUUUUAUUAUGCACCAUAAGUGUCUCCACUUGACCACAACAGGUGUUCUCUAGUACCUAUACCUUUGGUAAAUCCAAAUUAUGUCCGUAUACCUGUAAUCAAUUCUGACGUUCUGUAGUGAGUUUUUGAUGGCCCAAUGUACUAUGCUGUCAAACACCUUUUGGAAGUUUAUGAAUGCCAUGUAUAAUGGGAUUUGAUAUUGGUUCGACUUUUCAAUCAGUAUUUUUACCGCCAUAAGAUUUUAAAUAGAACAAUGAGUCAAAUGAACCACACUGUGGAAGGACUUUACUUAGAAUACCAAAAUAAAUUUAUUUGUCAUAGCUCGUAUUCACCUAUUGUCGCUAUUUGUUUAGCAGAUUUUUAGGGCAGUACAAAUUUUCGUUACGUUACUGAUAUCCAUAUCAAUCCCUUUUAGACUACAGGCCCAUGUCAAAAAUGGAUGGGUCAUAUGAACCACCAAGUGACGUAUACAGGACGAUAUAAGAGCAUAAAAUAAUAAGAUUCAGCACUAUGCCGUCACUUGUAAGCAGUCCAACUGAGUG
Messenger RNA from Diabrotica virgifera virgifera (western corn rootworm), 4391 nucleotides. RefSeq names its product lachesin-like. Bases 140 to 1468 code for a protein of 442 amino acids. The record is from RefSeq and is a predicted model, not a curated record. The transcript is spliced from 10 exons. Gene Ontology annotation, cellular component: neuron projection. Lineage: Eukaryota; Metazoa; Arthropoda; Insecta; Coleoptera; Chrysomelidae.